Brachypodium distachyon (stiff brome) is the source of this 1559-nucleotide messenger RNA. RefSeq lists its product as uncharacterized. Lineage: Eukaryota; Viridiplantae; Streptophyta; Magnoliopsida; Poales; Poaceae. Gene Ontology annotation, cellular component: chloroplast. Gene Ontology annotation, biological process: chloroplast organization; regulation of DNA-templated transcription. The transcript has a single exon. Gene Ontology annotation, molecular function: double-stranded DNA binding. The record is from RefSeq and is a predicted model, not a curated record. Bases 30 to 1184 code for a protein of 384 amino acids.
GUGACUCGGUCCGUCCUUCGCGCCUAUCCAUGGCGGCGCUGCGGCGUCUCGCCCACCGCCUCCAGUCCUUCCAAUUCCCACCCCGUCUCCUCCCACUCCCCAUCCCGGACUUCCGCGGCCACCUCCCCCGCUUCUCCACCUCCCCGCCGCACUUCAUGACCGAGUACCUCGUCUCCUACGGCCUCUCGCCGGCGGCUGCCGCCAAAGCCGCCCCGCGGUUCUCGCACCUGAGCUCCACGGCCAAGCCGGACGCCGCGGUCGCCUUCCUCCGCUCUCAGGGGCUCGGCCGCGCGCAGCUCCGUGAAAUCAUCUCCUGGGUUCCCUUGCUGCUCCUCAGCGACGUGGACGCCACCCUCUCCCCGAAGUUCGACGCCGUCCGCGCGCUCGGGCUCACCCGCGCCGAAUCCGCGCGCCUCUUCGCGCUCUACCCCUCGGCGCUCACCUACGGCAUCCGCUCCACCCUCCUCCCGCGCGUCCUCUUCUGGCUCGACCUCCUCGGGUCCUCAAGGUUACUGAUGAAAUGGCUCGCCAGGACGUGGCUGCUCAAGUACAGCGUCGGCCUCCUCCUGCAGAACAUGUCCACGCUCCGGGGCCUCGGCGUCCCCCAGGACCGCGUCUCCGCCGUGGUGCGCACGCAGCCGACCGUCAUCAUGCAGUCGCCGGCCAAGUUCAACGCGCUCGUGGCGCGCGUCGAGGCGUGCGCCGGCAUCCUGCCCAGCUCCGGCAUGUACGUGUGGUGCCUAUUUUCGCUCCACAACAUCAGCGACCGCUCGUUCCGGGCCAAGAGGGCGGUCGUGAUGCGCGCGGCGGGUUGCGACGAGGAGGAGUUCGCCGCCAUGUUCCGCCGCGCGCCGUGCUUCAUGUUGGUGUCCGCGGGCCUGCUGCGGCGGAAGGUGGAGUUCCUGAGGGAGAAGGUCGGGUGCAGCGCCGAGCGCCUCCUCAUGAACCCCGUGUUGCUGACCCUCAGCAUCGACAAGCGGAUGGCGCCGCGGUGCCGCGCCGUCGAGGCCCUGCGGUCCAAAGGCAUCGACAUUGGGAAUUCGAACAUGGUAACCAUAGUGAGAUUAACGGAGGACAGGUUUGUGAAGAAAUACAUAUUGAAAUACGCAGAGAAGGUGCCUGAAAUCCUCGAGCUCUAUCCUCGAGUCCAAGGACAUGCUGAAAUACACAGAGCAGGUACCUGAACUCCUCGAGCUCUAUCCUCAAGUUGAAGGACAUGCUGAUAUACUCUGAAGCUCUAACCUCAAGUCGAAGGACAUGCUGAAAUAUUCUGAGUCUGGCAUUUGUUUGAUCUGUUUUGCUUGACAUUCAGGUCAAGCCACUAAUACUCUUGAGUCUGGCAUUUGUUUGAUCUGUUUUGCUUGACAUUCAGGUCAAGCCACUAUGUUAAACGAUUAGGUUGUUUCUUGUUUUUUUAGAUUUUCUUGGUCAGAAGCUUAUCAUUCAUUAUGGUAUUUGUGUCACACAGUUUGUGUGGUGAACUGGAGAUGAUGUCGACUGACCAAUUUGUCGUUGUGAUAGUUGUUUUGUUUUUAUUCACAUUCACGAUUGAGUUGUAA